AUGUCGAGGAGUAUAAAGGCCAGGAGAAGGGCGCGGAGGAGACAUUCGUCUCCCCUGCAAGAAUUGGCGUCCCUUAGUGACUUGCAAGAGCUGCUUUUCGAGCACAUGAGAAGCUCAAGCCGGGGAGACGAAACAAUGUCAUACAAUGAAUUAGUCGAACACCUCACAUAUGCGUUCUUGAGGUACUACCCCCAGCAGGUCGCUCAUGUGCUGGAUAAGACCAACGAAGCCACAAACGACGCGCAGAAGCGGGUAGAACUGACGAAGGCUCUGAACCAGGCUUUGGAAGAGGUGAUGGACUGUCGCGAAACAAAAUAUGGAAAUUAUGACCCUUCACGAUUCAUGCCGAUACAGAAGCGGUGCGCCAGCCCGAUAGGCUUGGAUUCAGGAAGUGGUAGUACUAGUGAAGGCACUUGGGACCCCAACGAGAACAGCGGUGAGGACCAGCAAUAUGAGCAGAACAAUCCCUUGACUGAAUCAACGCCGAGCACUUCGAGCAUACGCAGUGGGCAGGAGCAGCAAGGUUCUCCUCAAACGCCGAGACACAUCGGGCCCCCUGAACCACCUAUGGACUACGAUCAAGCGAGUAGCGCAGAGCUCAAGGAUGAGUGUGGAAGACGUGGUCUGACGAAAGCGGGGACCAAGCGCGACUUAGCAAGGCGGCUGAAAGCAGCGGACGACGCCUACGUCACGCAUGACUAUGACUACCCGGUGUGGUUGGUGUCGGCGCUGAGGCUGGAGUGCGCUUAUUCAGGACUGGAUGACGAGGGCAGCAGAGAUACUCUCAUUAAGCGGCUGCAGGAUCAUCGGGACAAUGGCUCAGAUAACACCCCGCCCGUCUUGCCGGAUACUUCUUCUCCGCCUCCGCCCGAGCCUACGCCUCUAGAUACAUCCCGCUCUAAUAUUAGGCGUGGUCACAGGCCCGGCGGGGAUAAUCGCAGACCGAGGCGGGACUGGGUGUGGGAGGAGAUGCCGGAACAAGCCAGACUCAAGUGGAAAAGGCAGAGAGGGAUGAUAGAAAGGCAAAACCUGCUGCAGAGAGGUAUAAGGUACAUGGAUCCCGAAACCAAGGAGGUCACCCAUAUCAAUUACGAGUGGUACAGCCCGGGCAUGCACGGCGGCUUUCCGGGCGAAAUGGGUCUCAACCCGUCAGACCGCGAGCCCAAGCAGUGCCACGAGCCCUCCUUCAACGACCUCACCAUCACAAACCCGGCCUACUGGGGCGAUUUCUACCACGAACCCUGGUGGUUUGGCGACAACAACAGCAAGAGGCGCGUUGACUACGAUUGUGACCGCAAGAAGCGCGACGCCAAGAACUGGGCCCGCGCCCGCCGCAACAUGCUUGAUGAUCGCUACGUGCCCCUCGACAAGCUCAUGGCCUUUGAGCCCUACACGCCUGACACUAUCAACAGGGCAGCUGACGAUAUAAAGGGGCGAAAGAGGGAUCUGGUGCCGAGGGACACGCAAAUUAUCAAGAACUGUAAGUCAAGAGACAUAUUGCACCGAGCGUGGAACUACGACAGGACGCCUGCGGAUCUUGAGAAUCGCAAGGAUGCCUACACGCCGCCGCCGAGAUCCGUGUUCCCCGAGCCCUUGGUGCCUCAGCCAGAAGGCGAGUUGGCGCCGAUGGAUGAUGAUGACAAUAAUACGCCCACGGGAGGCAAGAACCCCAUGGAUCUUGAUUCAGACGAUCACUUUGCUAAGCCGUCGUCUUCUGGAACCGUAGUUUUCACGCCCUUGCCGUUGCAGCCCACGACUUCUCCAUCCUCCGGUUUAUUCGGAAAUACAAUUCCCGAGCCGGAACAUGUACGAAGGUUGUUCGCACAUAGCCCGCCGCGUACGGAUUUGUUUGGAACGGCACCCAAUGAUGAUGAUGAUGUCUUCAAGCUCACCAAGACGAAGGUUGAUCGGUUCAGCAAGAAGACGGAUGCGUCCUCUUCUGAAGACAACAAGACACCGCUGGUCUCCUCCUCUGGCAGCAAGAAGACGGGACUGGUGUGCCCUGCAGGCAAGAAAGGCAUUGGUGGCACUCCUGUACAGCUGCCUACUCCCGAUUCUCACACCAAGUUUCUGUCAAAUAUCAACGACAAGGCCGCUGCCGACGAAAAGCUGCUGUCAAAGUUGAAAGAAGCAUCCAAAGAUCCCGCCAAGGCAAUGUCGAUUCUGAAUAACAUGCUGUUCAGUCCUUCACUGUCAAGUUCUCCACCACCGAGUACAUCCACUUGGCAGGUAUCCCGGCCCGAUCCGAAGAAGGAGAAGUUCUUCCAGAGCUUCAAGGACACGGACUACUUGACACCGCCGCCCACAGAACGCAUCAAAACGCCUCCAACCUUAUCGCUCAAGAUGUGGUGCAAAAGCCUCGUCAGCCCCAUGACGCUGAGCGAGGAAGAUCAAGAGCGCUGCUUCUGGCAGUGGUGCCGACCGUCAAGUGGUGACGAUACUGUGGUCAAAAGCAUGGCCGUAGGGUCCACCACAGGAGACUUGGUGACUGAGUAUCGUGCUAAAUACGCGAAGGUGCCGGAGCAGGAGAAGCCGAAGCUGGAAGAGUGCCACAACGAGGUAGUCGACUAUUGCUUAAAGUGGUGGGCCAAUUCGCUAGAACGGGACGCCGAGUGGGCUGCAAAGGAGGCGGCGGAGCAGGAGCGGCUGGCGGAGAGAAGGAAGUCGAUAGAGGAAAUGAACAAGAAGCUAGAUGGUAUUCUUCAGAAGCAGGCGAAAGAGAUGGAAGAGAUGAAAAGGGUUGGAGAGUAUCUCGAUAAACCUAAAGCCGAGAUCAUGAGAAAGAAGUCGAUACAGCAGCAGCAGCCGAAAUGCCUUGAUGAAUUGGCUAAGCCGACAACUACUACCAACGGCGACGAGGCAGUAAUUACUAGUACUGAGGAGCCGUCCGGUGAAACGAGAAAAAUGAGCUUCCCGCCCGACCUGGAAGUGCACACUAUCGAGGUGCACAACCAAUUGUACGCUAAUCUGUACAAGAAGCCUCAUGGCAAGUCGAGUACCCAAGGGACGCAGGUAGUGCCACCCCAGUCUCUUACUCCUAGCAAGGACUGGGCAAAGCUGAGGGAUGAAGCGCUCGAGGCUCAAGAUGAUGGGGAGACGGUGGUUGCUGGCUGCGAAGACCGCAAGAAGUCAGUUGAGGGUAUGUUCCCCGGAGUUCAUGUUGUUGGAUACACGAGUAAGGACGGCGAGCAGAAAGAUAAGAAGCCCAAGGGCGACAAAUCCUCGACCCCCGGGUCAAAGGGCGAGAAGCCCAAGACUUUUAAGGAACAGAAGGUCAAGGAACGGAAAUCGGACCGCAAGAAGCCAAGAGACAAUAUGUCCUUGUCCUCGUCCUUAAGCCUCGAUUCAAGAGACGAAAAGCCCAAGAUCUCCAAGGAGCAUAGGUCUAAGGAGCGAAAGUUGAAGGGCGACAAACCCAAGUCCAGUGGAAUCGCCCCCUCCCACCCUCGGAAGAAGGACACAAGCAAGACCCUCUCCCCCAUUCAGAAGAAAGACUCCGGCACGACUGCCAAGAAGCCCGACGAUGGCUCCAGCGGAAUUUUCGACAUAAUAAGUUCCAUCAUUCGUUGGUUCGGCCGGGACAUGCCGGAAAAGGAGACGCUCAAGCUGAUGGAGAAGACACUGCCCAAGAAAGACGCCGACGAGAACAUUAAGAAGUCGCGAAAGAAGCAGAAUCGAACUGCUGCUGCUGCUGCUGUUCCUGUUGUUCAACUCACCACUUCCGCCUCUUCCCCGCCAAAUAAAAAGAGCGACACGCCCGCCUUCGACAAGAUGGUGGAACCAUUGUAUCUCCAAAGCUUGGUGACCGAAACGAAGCGAAAGUUCUCCGACCCCGACGCGGACAUGUUUGGCCCCUCGACCAAGAAAGCAGAUGUCGAAACCGGUAUUUUCGGCGCCGAGCUGUCAUCAACAGCGUUGGAGCCUGUCGGAGGACCUACUGAUUUAUUCACGGGACCCGAAUCGCUACUGCCGGCGGAUCCAGACACGAAUUUGAAUUUUGGGACCGCCCCUUCGUCAUCGUUGGGCUCUACCACGGAGAAGACAAACGUGUUUGGACCGUGUUCCUCUGGAACAAAGCGCCACGAACCAAUUUCGGUUGGGGUUCACCCGUCUUCGGACUUUAGGAAGAGGAAGAGGAGUAUAGUUUCGCCUUCGCCUCAACCAAAGUCCAAGAAGCCAUGUUCGUUUGAAUCCAACGUCCCGCCAUCCGUGUCGGUGACGAACAUAUUUCGGCCGCCCUCUACAACGCUAUCUGACAUCGAGAAUUUUCCGUCUAGUUUCGGCAAAGUGCCGUCUUCCGGAACACAGACAGACGGUGAUGGCGGCACUGAAUAUUUCGGAACGACGACAGGAGCGGGACAGCGAACGGAGUCGGCGCCCACCGGACUGACUUUCCCACCGCAGAAGUCCAAAGACAAGAGCAAGGACAAUGACACAUCCAAGCACGAAUCCAGGACCGAGGAGAAGAGCAGCAGCAGUAUCAGCAGGAAGAAACACCAGUCUCAGCACCCUGCAUCCUCGUCUUCCUCUCCCUCCCAAAAGGCCACCGUCGACGCCGCCAAAACGCAACCCCCCACCGACAACGGCAUGGCCACCAUAAAAGCCAGCAUGAAACCGCAACACGAGUCCUGGGCCUCAGGUCCGAUCCCCGGAAUCAACAAUGCCCAGCCUUCAAGCCCGAGCGCAACAAAUAAACGAAAGUACGACUCGCUCUUUUCCGCUCCGGAAGAUGACGAGGUGUGGAGAUGGGACAAACAGGCAGCCAUGCAGCUGCAGACUGAUAACAAAGGCAAGGGCUGGAUGAGUCCCCGCAUGAAGCGGGUGGUGACCAAGACGUUGAAGGACGUGGACAAGAGUAGGAGUCUUUCGGCUUUGGGGAAGGGCUCGAGAAGUAGUCAUCAAGGGAGUGCUGAGGCAGGGUAG
Pseudomassariella vexata is the source of this 4923-nucleotide messenger RNA. RefSeq lists its product as uncharacterized. The transcript is spliced from 3 exons. NCBI's taxonomy places the organism in Eukaryota, Fungi, Ascomycota, Sordariomycetes, Amphisphaeriales, Pseudomassariaceae. The record is from RefSeq and is a predicted model, not a curated record. Bases 1 to 4923 code for a protein of 1640 amino acids.